GGAGGAGGAUUCGAAAGCGGGGGGCAACACAAACAGAGCUGUGACUGAUUGUGUGUGUGUGUGUGUGUGUGGUGGAGGAGAGCCUAUUUUACAGAGCAGAACCGCGCCGUAUGUUGCUGGGAACUGGAAACAUUUCUUGCCUGGAUGGACUGUUAGCAUCAUUUGAUGAGAGAAGCGCUGACAAUGAGAUUCGCCUGGAAAGAUAAAAUGCUCAUUAUGGCUCUCCCACAGAGCUUGGUGCAGGACCGGGGGGAGGAAGUGGAGGAGGGGGCCAUAUACAAUGUGACACUGAAGAGGUGCCAGAUCCAGCAGGCCGCCAACAAGGGAGCAAGAUGGCUGGGGGCGGAGGGGGACCGGCUGCCUCCCGGUCACACUGUGAGCCAGUUGGAAACCUGUAAGAUCCGGAGUAUCCGGGCGGGAACGCUGGAGCGUCUGGUGGAGACCCUGCUGACUGCAUUUGGGGACAAUGACCUCACCUACACCAACAUCUUCCUGUCCACAUACCGCACCUUUGCCAGCACGCACACCGUGCUGCAGUUGCUGCUAGACAAGUAUGGAAUUCCAGAGGAUAGUGAAGGAAAGACUGAGCAAUGUAGAACCUCUGAAACCAAAGGAGCCGUUCGAACUGCCCUGGUCUCCAUCCUGCGAGUCUGGCUGGACCAGUGUCCAGAGGACUUCCAGGAGCCUCCAUCCUACCCCUGCCUCCACAGGGUGAUGGCCUACCUACAGAGGGCCCUGCCUGGAUCGGAGCCCAUGCGUAAAGCCCAGAGUCUACUGGAGCAGCUGAAGGCUGAGGCCAGUCUGGAUGUAGACUCAGAGGGUUUUUCUGGUGGUUUCCACGGCAACAGCUCAUUCUGCUUGGCUGAGGAUGAGGGAGUAGAGAUUGAUGUCCAGGAAGGCUUCCUGUCAUUUGAUGCAGACUUGGUGGCCGACCAGCUGACCUAUAUGGAUGCGUUGUUGUUCAAGAAGGUGAUUCCUCACCACUGCCUGGGCUCCAUCUGGUCCCAGAGGGAUAAGAAACAGAACAAGCACAGUGCUCCCACCAUCCGUGCUACCAUCACCCAGUUCAACGCUGUGGCAGCGUGUGUGGUCAGCACCAUACUGCACCGACAACAGAUCCGCCCGCUCCUCAGGGCACAGGUCAUCAAGCGCUGGAUAGACAUUGCUCAGGAGUGUCGCGUGCUUAAGAACUUCUCCUCGCUGCGUGCCAUUGUGUCUGCACUGCAGUCCAACCCACUCUACAGACUGAAGAGGGCCUGGUCCUGGGUGCCCAAAGACAGCAUGUCUACGUUUGAAGAGCUAUCAGACAUCUUCUCAGAUCACAACAACUACCUGACUAGCCGAGAGCUGCUGAUGAGGGAGGGCACCUCUAAAUUUGCCAAUCUGGAAGGCUGUGCUAAGGAGCACCAGAAACGCACUCACAAACGACUCCAGCUGCAGAAGGAAAUGGGUGCCAUGCAGGGGACGAUACCUUACCUGGGCACCUUCCUGACAGACCUGACCAUGUUAGAUACGGCCCGGUCAGACCUAGUAGAGGGGGGGCUAAUCAACUUUGAGAAGAGGCGAAAGGAGUUUGAGGUGAUAGCUCAGAUCAAGCUGCUGCAGUCUGCGUGUAACAGCUACUGUCUUAGUGCUGAUGAUGCCUUCCUGCGCUGGUUCAAGAACCAGCCCCAACACAGCGAGGAGGAGAGCCAUGCUAUGUCUUGUGACAUUGAAGGAGUCGGAGACAGCAGUCCAACCUUACCCAAACUUCGCAAGAGCCUGGUUAAGAGACUCAGCCUACUGUUCCAAGGUGCAGACUCAGCAGACUGUUCCCCAGUGAGGGAAACACCUCGGUCUCCCCCUACUGGCAGCUCAGGGGAGAGCGUGGACUCAGUCAGUGUGUCGUCCAGUGACUCCAGCCCUUCAGACAGCGAGGGCCUAGGCAUGACACCUAUACACACUUCAGAUGCACAGCAGAACAAGGUGUCAGAGUCUUGCUAUUGCAUUUCUCUCCACUCCAUGGACAUUACCUUGUCCUCAGCCAGUAUUCCUGUGACCCCGGCCUCACCCUUCCUCCCUGGCCCACCCUGCAUGCACCAUCGCUUGGAAUCCCUGACGCCCAUGUCCCCCUCCUCUCCCCUGCCCCCUGCCUACAACACCCAGGCUCAGGACGCCUGCAUCAUCAGAGUCAGCCUGGAGCAGGGCAAUGGCAACCUGUACAAGAGCAUCAUGUUGACGAGUCAGGAUAAGACUCCAGCAGUGAUCUCUAGAGCCGUGGCCAAACACAACCUGGAGAGUGAGCCUGGGGAGGGAUACGAGCUGGUGCAGGUCAUCUCUGACGAAAGAGAGCUGGUGAUUCCAGACACCGCCAAUGUGUUUUACGCCAUGAACACCUCAGCCAACUUUGACUUCCUACUGCGUGUGCGAGGCACUGCUGGGCGGUCGGUCCAACUGAGGAGUCACUACGCCUCCACAUUUCCCCGCGCCCAGCAGCGCUCCAGCCUGUCGCUGCGCCUCAGCAAGGUCACCCUGUGACCCCCAGGACAAGGGCACUAUGCCUGGAGGGACACAUUUGAUUUUUUUUGUCAUUUAGCAGACAUUGUUAUCCAGAGUGACUUACAGUAGUGAGUGCAUACAUUUUCGGACACCCGACUGGAUGGGCUGGGAGUGGUGGUGGGAGACUGAAAAGGACCAAACAUGGGGGAACAAACUGAAGUCGAUGAGUUUAGACUCUGAAUUCUCUAUUCCCACAUCCCCCUUCCCUAAUCAGACCCCCAUCUCUUAGUGCUCCCUCUCCCAGCAUCCCUUCCAGUAGCAGCCUGUGGCCUUCCCUUUCUGGCACUUCCCCCAAACCCCUAUGGACUAUGAUGGAUGUGUAGUGGGACAGUGGUGCCCUAUAGAUGUCUGUGGCAGAGCGAGACAGCCCCCCUCUCCACAUGAAGAGGUUUUGCACAGGUAGGAAGAGUGACUCCAGCCCCCAUCAGUAUUCAGCUUUUUUAUCGACUCUUCUUUCCUAUGGAGCCUGUAUGUUUCCUAUUAGAGGGAGAUGGGAGCCUGGACAGAGAGCGAGACGGAGAUGUCCUGUUGCCUUUAUUAACGGUGAUGAAUGAUCGGCCCCUGUGUCAGUGUUAAUCUGUGUGAUUGAUUGACAGGAGCUGUGUGAUGUCUUCUUUGUUUCCAUUAUUUCAUAGUGUGCACUGUGUGUACCACGCGGGACUGCACCUCUCAUUGUUAACUGUGUGAUGAAUGCCAGUAUAGAGGCAUUCUGAUAGGUUACUACUUGGUUUUAACAAUGUUUUUGUCCUUUUGAUAUUGUUUAGCUGUCCUAUCUCACCUUUUAGGGUGUAGUGACACAUAGGAUGGGGCUCUAUGUGAAGCCCGGAUUGCGCUGCCUGACGCAUUGAUUAGCAGUCCUAAUAGAGAUGCACUUGUUAGAGGCUAGUUGAUGUCCGGAGGUGGGAAGUGGUGGAAUGAGUGACAUUUACACUUUAGUCAUUUAGCAGACGCUCUUAUCCAGAGAAAUGUACAGUUAUUGCAUUCAUCUUAAGAUAGCUAGGUGGGACAACCACAUAUCUCAAUCAUAGUAAGUACAUUUUAGUUUAAAAAAGGUAAUAUAUUGAGGGGGAUUAUUUAAGAUACUCUUUGAAGAGGUAGGGUUUUAGAUGUUUUUGGAAGAUGGGCAGGGAUUCUGCUGUCCUAGCUUCAGGAGGAAGCUGGUUCAAACAUUGUGGUGACGGGACAGAGAAGAGCUUGGACUGGAAUGGGCAGGAGCUGCCCUCCUGUAGGGGUGGGAGAGCCAAGAGACCAGAGGUGGCAGAACAGAGUACUUGGAUUGGGGUGUAGGUUUUGAGCAGAGCCUGAAGGUAGGAAGGGGUAGUUCCUCUUGCUGCUCCGUAGGCAAGUGUCAUGGUCUUGUAGUGGAUGCGAGCUUUGACUGGCAGCCAGUGGAGCGUGCAGACAUGGGAAGGUGGAACACCAGGCAGGCUGCAGGAUUCUGGAUAAGUUGCAGGGUUUGAUGGCACAAGCAGAGAUUCCAGCUAACAGCAAGAUGCAGUAGUUCUGACGGGACAUGACCAGUGCCUGGAUUAGGACCUGCAUCACUUCCUGGUUGAGGUAGGGUCGUACUCUACGGAUGUUGUAGAGCCUGAACCUGCACACGCAAGUCACUGUUUUGAUGUUUGCAGAGAACGACAGAGUGUUGUCCAGGGUCACGCCAAGGUUCUUUGCACUUUGGGAGGGGGACACCGUGAAGUUGUCAACUGUUAUAGAGAGGUCUUGGAGCAGGCAGGCCUUCUCUGGGAGGAGGAGCAGCUCUGUCUUGUUGAGCUUGAGGUGGUGGUCUGACAUACAUGCUGAGAUAUCUGCCAGGCACGCAGAGAUGCGUGUCACCACAUGAGUGUCAGAAGGGGGAAGUAGAAAAAUGGUUGUGUCAUCCGCAUAGCAAUGAUAGGAGAGACCAUGUGAGGAUAUGACAGAGCUGAGUGACUUGGUGUAAAAGGAAAAGAGAGGGCCUAGAACCGAGCCCUGGGGGACACCAGUAGUGAGAGCAAGUUGUGCAGACACAGAUUCUCUCCGCGACCUGCCAAGUAGGAUGCAAUCCAAGAGUGCGCAAAGUCUGAGAUGCGUAGCCUUGAGAUGGUGGAGAGGACGAUCUGAUGGUUCACGGUGUCUCAGGCAGCGAAUUGAUCUAGAAAGAUGAGAACUGAGAGAGUCAGCGUUGGCAGUGCGGCGAGCCUCCAUGACACAGAGUAGAGCAAUCUCGGCUCAUCAUUACAUGGCUCAUCACACCCUAGGGGCUCCUUGUGGCGUGCCUGCAGGCUGACCCCGUCGCCAUUUGAACCGUGUUUCAUGAGACACAUUGGUGUGGCUGGCUUCCGGGUUAAGCUGGCUGGUGUAAAAGAGAGGUUAGGCGGGUCAUGUUUCGGAGGACUCAUGACUCCACCUUCGCCUCUCCCGAGCCUGUGGAGAGGAGAGGCGGCGAUGAGUGGAGUUGCAGCAGAGUUGUGGAGUUGCAGCGAUGAGACAAGAUCGAAGAAGGGGGUAUUACUUUUUUUUCUAAAUCUAUUUUAAAAGGGGCAUUAGGCGGUGGACAUGGCUGUGGGCGCUUUUGGCCUGGGGCCCUGAGCAAGAACAUUCUAGAGCCUUCUUGGCAGCGGAGAGAAUGUUGCUAUUUUAAAGUACAUUUCUUACAAUUCUAGUCACAAAUUCUUCCAUAGAGCUUAGAGAAUGUGCAGUUUCUAAACAGCAUUUCACCACUUUCAUAACUUUUGUUUUCACGGAUUUAUAGCAGCACUGGUGCUUAUUUCUUAGAGCAGUUUAAAUUGAUAGAUGUCAAGUUAAUUAUUUUGUGAACUUAGUGCCAAAAGAGAAAUAGGUACAAAAUCUGUUUCUGGUUCCAUUUCAACCAGUGUGGCGCAAGAAAUAAUACGUUCCGUUUCAAACUUUCAGUGGAGAACAUCUGUGUAGACAGGCCUACAUACUACACAGAGACAUCAUUUUGUGACAAAAUACGACAUUCACGUAUUGCUUCGUACUCCAUUUGCUGGAACUGUAAUGUGUGCCGAACCUCUUACAGGAUGUUCAGUUGGAAAUGUACUGUGCAGAACAGACUGUCAUUCAGAAUAGGCAUGCCCGUUCUUACAUUACUUUUCUAUCUACAACAUUCUGAACAGUCAGCUCCCUGUGCACCGAGCCUCACCCAAACACUCACCCCCAAUAGUUUGUCACAGACGAUAUGAAUUACAUUUUCACACUAACCCACACUGACACUAAUUCAGUUCCUCCUGUGCCGAGGCCUCUACACACUGACACCCACCCCCCUUUUAACGGAAUCCCACAGAUACCGGCUCUCCCACACUGCCUAACCAGCAUUAACACCUCCACCCCACCUGUCUAACCCACAGUGAAACCGGUCCCUACCAUAUACACUCCUACGUUUCAUCUAUUCUCUCCAUCACACUGGUUAUUACUAUAACGCUCAUUCUCUAAUACUGACAUUCUGGCCAUCUCACUGAGCAGUGUACUGGACUGUUAUUGGUCAUUCAGUACUAAAUGCUGGGCAAGAUGUACUGUGGUCGAUUCUCAUGCAACACUUGUGAAUUUUCUCUCAUGAACUCAAUUUGUGUGUCUUCACUGCCAAAAUUCUCUACCUAAAUAAAUGAUCAUUACUAUGAUGUCGUUUAUUUGUUUGACCCUUUAACAACAUAAGAUUUACGGAGUUGAACAAUACUUCCAGUUAUUAUUCUGGUACAAACAAGUAUCAUAAAUGAGUUAUUACCAUCUACUUGGUCAUUUCUUUACCAUAAAUCAGUGAUACAGUAGCUACGUUUCCAUGUGAAUAUUCUAAAAAUCUGCAUAAAAACAAAAUGCGCAUUUUCCCACCAGAUCUGAUUCCAUCAAAUUGACUUGUUUCGUAUAAAAGGCUGUGCGUGAUGUAGUGCACAUAAAUACUUUUUGUGGUUAAAUUCCCAUGUACCGAAUAACAUUUAAAAAAUACAAAUUAAAUGGGUUUCCAUCACAUUCAAGUCCACUGAUGGUGCUCACCAAAAAUGUGCCCACUCGGGUAUUGGCAUGUGCACUCUAGCCAGCAGGGUGCAGUAUAGCCAGCAGGGUGCAGUAUAGCCUACAUGAGAUUAUUAUGGACAAAAGAGUGAGAUGUAGUUUUGUCAAAUGGCAGCCCAGCAUUGAUGAUCAUGUCACCAGAAUAAGACCCUCAAUAUUUAUUGGAAAGUCACAUCAAGCUCAUCACCUUGCACUUUCACCACCCUGUGAAGUUCAUCAUGAUGCGAUUCGAACACACAACCUUUGUUAACGCCCACCCAUUCUCCCCAACCAACCACCCUGCUAUCGUUUCUGUCUUAAUUAACCGACUGUCUCUGUGAUUGUAAUUCACUGUAUACAAAAAGACUUUUCCACAUUUCCAAUAAGCAAUUUGUGUGUUUCACAAUCUGAUACUGGGUUGCUUGAUACACACGGGAAACUGUUGUGUGAAACCCAGCAGCGUUGUAGUUCUUGAUGCACUCAAACCGGUGCUGCUACCAUACCACAUUCAAAGGCACUUAAAUCUGGUCUUACCCAUGCACCCCCUGAAUGGCACACACACACACUGUUCAUGUCUCAAGGCUUAAAAACCCUUCUUUAACAUGUCUCCUCCCCUACACGGAUUCAGAUUGAAGUGGAUUUAACAAGUGAAAUCAAUAAGGGUUCAUAGCUUUCACUUGGCCAGCCAGUCAUAAAGAGGUGUUCCUAAUAUUCUGUACACUGUAAAUGUACAAAUUGCCCUUUUGAAUAAUCUUCUACAGAACAGUAAAUUACAAUUCACAUUUGGCAGUACUCGCACUAUCAAUGUUAAAUGAAUCGUUCUAUCCCGUGUGUGAUCAUUGAAGACAUCUUUCACGAUCAAUACAUUUAUUUUAGAAAUCAAUGUUUCAGAUAUAAUUAUCAAAUGAAAGAAACAUGACAUUUAGCAGGCACUAGUUUGAAUCAAGUCUGUCUUGAGCAUUUGGCCAUAGGUUCUCAUCGACAUAAUUCGCUUCUGUAACAUGCUAUUCGAAAGCAGUUUGAAACACCACACAAAGACUCCAGCAACUUAAUUUUGUAUACAUGUUUACUGUGUAGGGGAUACAUCACAUAAAAUAAAUCUGAUAUUAAUAUCAGAUGUAUUGUAUCUUACUGAAGUAAAGUCAUUCAUAAUAUUUCAUUACAGUAUAACAUACAUUCAUUAUUCUCAAAACCAUAUAAGUUUACCAAAUAGUUAAGUGAUUAUCAAUUAAGAGCAGUCUGAUUAAGUCAAUGAAAUGUAUUUAAACAAAUGUGAAGACAAUCCUAUCAAAAGUAAUGUGAGCAUUGCAUUGUGAAAGGCAAUUACUUCAUAUGAACAUGUAUUUCUAGAUGAAACACUGAUUACGUUUGAAAAACAGACUGUAUGAUUGCGUUGUACUUAGUCAAUCGAAUAAUGUGCUGAGACUUGUGAAACUGCCUUUUUGAUGAUCUGUUUUGAGUUUGGUACAAAGUGUUGUGAAAAUUGCACCAAAGGGAUAAAAUAAAUGAUAAAAACA
Molecule: messenger RNA, 8039 nt
Organism: Oncorhynchus masou masou (cherry salmon)
Lineage: Eukaryota; Metazoa; Chordata; Actinopteri; Salmoniformes; Salmonidae
Product: ral guanine nucleotide dissociation stimulator-like 1
Exons: 17
Coding region: 166-2517 (783 amino acids)
Biological process (GO): Ras protein signal transduction; positive regulation of GTPase activity
Cellular component (GO): plasma membrane
Molecular function (GO): guanyl-nucleotide exchange factor activity
Source: RefSeq, a predicted model, not a curated record